AAUAAACGUACGGGUUUGUUUCAAAGAAAACCGGUUACUAGGGCUCUUUGUUACCGCGGAUACCCGUAUGGCCUAAGUACGUGCGCGCCAAGUUUCAGGUCAUCUGAGUGAUAUAAGCGACAUCAAACACGGUGUUGCAUGAUUUUGUUCGUUUAUUUCUUCGUUGUACCCGAUGAACGCGUCCACGUUCGUACGCACUGUGCAUUUAGACUCAACGGAUGUCGAGCUCGCCAUACAUCAGUGGAUGGAAGGAGACGUGGGUUGCGUCGUGUGGGACGGCGCGCUCGUGCUGGGUAAAUACAUCGACCACAAGAACUGUGUUGGCGAGUGGGAUGCGAAGAAAAAUGUUCUGGAGUUGGGCUCGGGAACAGGCAUCGUCGGCAUCGUUAGUGCUAGCUUUGGAAACGACGUCCUGCUCACCGAUCUCCCGCAGUUCGUGCCGCUGCUGGAGAAGAACCUCGAGGAAAACCGUGACCGCCUCAGGGGAAAGGCUUCCGUCCGUACGCUAGAGUGGGGCGCCCCAUAUCACAAUGACAUGGUGGCCCCCGACGUCAUGCUGAUAAGCGAAUGCGUCUACUACGAAAAGGCUGUUGACCCGCUGCUGAAGACCAUGACAGAGUUGUGCGGCCCGACCACGGAGAUACUCGUGUCUUACGAGGACAGAGACAACGAAGCCAACUCGGCGGCAGUCGCCCGCUUCCUGCGGGGUUGCCGGCAACACUUUCUCGUCGAAGAGGUGCCCAGCAAGGAGCAGCACCCUGAUUUCUCCAGCCACGACAUUCACAUCUUGAGGCUGAGACCCUUUAGCAAGUGA
Rhipicephalus microplus (southern cattle tick) is the source of this 814-nucleotide messenger RNA. Its product is annotated as protein N-lysine methyltransferase METTL21D. Gene Ontology annotation, cellular component: protein-containing complex; cytosol. NCBI's taxonomy places the organism in Eukaryota, Metazoa, Arthropoda, Arachnida, Ixodida, Ixodidae. The record is from RefSeq and is a predicted model, not a curated record.